Penicillium daleae is the source of this 1020-nucleotide messenger RNA. RefSeq lists its product as uncharacterized. Gene Ontology annotation, molecular function: protein binding. The record is from RefSeq and is a predicted model, not a curated record. The transcript is spliced from 2 exons. NCBI's taxonomy places the organism in Eukaryota, Fungi, Ascomycota, Eurotiomycetes, Eurotiales, Aspergillaceae. The coding region runs from base 1 to 1020 and encodes 339 amino acids.
AUGCCAUCUAUACUUCAGAGAUUCCUACCUCCCCCUCCUCAGCAGUUAUCCUUGCUGGAUCUGCCACUCGAAAUAUUAGGGGAGAUUGUCAAGUGGCUUCCAAUCGAGGAUACUGCCUGUCUCGCUCUGGCCUGCAAGCACCUCUUCUUCCGAUAUUGUUCCGUUCACAAAGCCGACGACCUUCGCGAACCUCGCCCACUUAUUGGGAAGAAGCCCCUUGUACGGCGAAAUGCAGAAAAACAACUCCCGGUCGCCUUCCUGUGUCGUCUCGAAAAUUCUCGAUGGAAAUUUUGCCUCGAAUGCUGGAAACUGCACCCACGAACUAAGAGACGGCUACCCUGGGAGCACCACUGCUACGAGUGCUAUUUACUUUACGGGGGCCAGUGUGUACUGGAUGCAGGUGUCGUUGACUUGUGCCCUUGUCUCAGCAUUACAUAUCGGGAUAUGCUCCGGUUGAUUGGAUCAAUCAAAACUCUUGAGAGCAGCCGCCAAAGUUCCGGAGAAGGAUACUAUGAAGAGGCGUUGUCUCCUGGAGGAUCUAACCUGAUUCGGAAAGAACUGGUUCACCAUUGCGAGAUCACAGAUCAUCCCGAAGCAAGAGCUGAGGUUACCACAAAGGUCUUCAUGGAUACCGGGAACAAUUUGAUUGUUCUGAAUAAGUAUCUCUUCAAUGGCUUCAAGUCAAUCGCUUGCACUUCUGAAGUGAGUCACUCAUCGACAUGUCCGCAUGAAGACACAGGCAAAUGGCUUCAGUCGUUUUUCAAAGACGUCGGUGGCGGAUUUACAGGAUAUCGAAAAUGCUCUCGGCGUCACCUUGAAUGUCGAAUUACUCACUGCACGAGGAAAUCAGAUGGGAAGAGCUUUGAAGUCAAUGUUUGGAGAAGCCUGGGGACAGGAGAAGGGAGUGAUAAGAAUUGGAAACAUAACCGUCGACGUGAGGGUCCCACAUGGUACAACAGACUAAGGGAGAAGAUUCAUGAAUCAAGCGACUAUGUUCAACGGGUGUUUCAUGACACUUGA